AUGACUGAGCAGCUCGGGCAGCGGGAGGAGCGGCAGCGGCCAGGCAGCCAGCUUCGCGAAGCCCUCGGCGCGCCGCCGUGGCCCGCAGGCCCCGGGCACGAGCCCGCCCCGGCAGCCACGCUGCCCACGGGGAAGGUCAGUUCCGCCGAGGGGGCGGCGAAGGAGGAGCCCGAGAGGAGAUCGGCGAGGUUGUCAGCCAAACCGGCUCCCGCAAAAGUGGAAACGAAGCCAAAAAAGGCAGCAGGAAAAGGUAAAUCUUCAGACAAAAGAGUACAAACAAAAGGGAAAAGGGGAGCAAAGGGAAAACAGGCCGAAGUGGCUAACCAAGGGACUGAAGGAAAGUUACCUGCAGAAAACGGGGGAACUAAAAACGAGGAGAGCCCAGCCUCUGAUGAAGCAGGAGAGAAAGAAGCCAAGUCUGAUUAA
This is a messenger RNA of Eubalaena glacialis (North Atlantic right whale), 426 nucleotides long. RefSeq names its product non-histone chromosomal protein HMG-14-like. The transcript has a single exon. NCBI's taxonomy places the organism in Eukaryota, Metazoa, Chordata, Mammalia, Artiodactyla, Balaenidae. Gene Ontology annotation, biological process: chromatin organization. Gene Ontology annotation, molecular function: nucleosomal DNA binding. Gene Ontology annotation, cellular component: nucleus; chromatin. The record is from RefSeq and is a predicted model, not a curated record. The coding region runs from base 1 to 426 and encodes 141 amino acids.